Kwoniella mangroviensis CBS 8507 is the source of this 618-nucleotide messenger RNA. RefSeq lists its product as uncharacterized. The record is from RefSeq and is a predicted model, not a curated record. The transcript has 5 exons. Lineage: Eukaryota; Fungi; Basidiomycota; Tremellomycetes; Tremellales; Cryptococcaceae. Bases 1 to 618 code for a protein of 205 amino acids.
AUGCUCUUCAACCAACUUUUGACUGUACUCCCUCUUCUCCUGCUCGUCUCUGCCAGACCUCAACCGAAUCGAAUUAAGAGACAAGGUGGACAAUGUCCUUCAUUCGCUUUACAAGAUUAUGCCGAUUUCCAAAUUUCCGAUGGAGUAGCUGGAGAUGCAGCUGCAGAAGCCAAUGCGAUCUUCGUAGAUCCAUUUGAUGGAUGUGAUCUUUCGACUGUUGAUGCGACCAGUUUAGAUAACAUGUCAACUAUGAGGGAGGCCGCAGAAGAUGCCGAAACAGAAUUGUUCAAUCCUCAAAUCGACGCUGCCACUGGGGCUGAAGCUGAUGCGUUACAAGUGGGUAAAAUCAAGAACAAGGUGCUCAAGUUGACUGCUUUUAGUCAAGUACUGAAUAUCAAGAUUGCCCAAGGUGAUGAUGCGAGCUCUACUAAACUUGAUGAAGAGUCGACCAAGUUAGAUAAGAACAUCGCCACUGACGAAGCUUCCGCUGGAGAGACUUCACAAGCUGCCGUAGGAGGAGGUGGAGCUGCGAAUAACGCUGCCGUCGCUGCUGCUGAUGAUACCGAGUCGACUUCUUCGUCCUCAGCUAGCGGAUCUACUUGCACUUGCGCAAAUUAA